This is a messenger RNA of Larimichthys crocea (large yellow croaker), 1979 nucleotides long. It is a transcript of the gene fam43a, whose product is annotated as family with sequence similarity 43 member A. Bases 173 to 1213 code for a protein of 346 amino acids. The transcript is spliced from 2 exons. NCBI's taxonomy places the organism in Eukaryota, Metazoa, Chordata, Actinopteri, Sciaenidae. The record is from RefSeq and is a predicted model, not a curated record.
UUCGGUCCCCCCUACAGACGCUCGCAAAUGGUUUCUCCCUGUAUAUAUUCCGUGAAGCUCGUGUCUUCGCCGUACUCUGCCCGACACUGAGAGAGGACCGAGGACAGCACAAUGGACAGGAGGAGUUCAGAGGAUGAACAGAUGAAACUUUAUUGCUGUUGACUGCAAUAAAAUGCUACCUUGGAAGAAGAAUAAGUUCGACCUGAUAGAGGAAGAUAAGCAGUCCAAACAGAAGGGCUAUGCGGUGAGUCUCAACUACUCUGCGCUCACCUCAUUCGCCAAGUCCUGCCCUGAGAGCGCACUCAACAGGGUGGGCAGCAUGUUCAAGUCAAAAAGGAAAAAGGUGAAGAUCACCAGCGAGGACCCCACAUACACGGUGCUUUACCUGGGGAAUGCCACCACCAUCCAGUCCAAAGGGGACGGCUGCACGGACGUGGCGGUGAGCAAGAUCUGGGGCAAAAGCGAAAUGGGUAAGAACGGCACCAAGAUGAGGCUGACCAUCAGCUCGCAGGGAAUCCGGAUGGUGCAUGUGGACGAUAAGGCAAGGAGGCCGGGACACUUGUACUUAUUGCACCGGAUAACCUACUGUGUCGCGGACCCGAGGUUACCCAAGGUUUUCGCCUGGAUUUACAGGCAUGAAAUGAAGCACAAGGCCGUGAUGCUGCGCUGUCACGCAGUGCUGGUGUCCAAACCGGAGAAGGCAAAAGCCAUGGCGCUGCUGCUGUACCAGACUUCGGCCACGGCCUUGGCUGAGUUCAAAAGACUAAAACGCAGGGACGAUGCCAGGCACCAGCAGCAGCAGCUCAUAGGGGAACAAACCAUCCCGUUGGUCCCCCUCAGGAAGCUGCUGAACGGACAGUGUUACUACAAACCACCGGUGGAGCGCAGCCGGAGCGCGCCCAAGCUGGGCUCUAUUACAGAAGACUUGGUGGGGGAGGAGGAGGAGGAGAAGGCGAUGCACUUUGAGUGUGAGGACAUUUUGGACACGGACGAUGAUUGUGUAGCCAACGGUAAACAGGAGUUGACUCAGAUUAUCAAUGACUUGGGAGAGAUGAGCAUAGGAAACGACGUGCAGACACUAAAAGCUGAUCUCAGAGUCACCAGACUUCUCUCUGGAGAGAGCACGGGGAGUGAAUCCUCCAUAGAGAGCAACCAGGAGCCCCCUCUGCUCACUAAUGGGUUUGAGGAGGUAAAGGUGCAGGAAAUUGCCUGAAUAAUUUUAGGCAUUUCUGGGCGCCUCUGACGCAUUGUUGUUUUUUUGUUUUUGUCUCCACAAGAAACAUUUCCUCUGCCGUCAACCUUGUUUGUCUAAUCUGUGCCUCCACGACUAAUUGAGAUGAUUCAGGAAAGAUCAUCUACGGUUUUGGGACAAUUAACACUUUGGGACAUUAGCACAUGGACACACUUAGGCUACUGAAUGAUGUUUUAAGAUUGUGUAAAACCCAGAAAAAAAAACAAGUGCAUGCCCAUUUGAAAGACCCGACAAAAUCCCAGUGCGUCUUAGGACGCACGGCACUAAUUCCAUCUAUUUUAUUUAAGAGGAUUUGUUGUAGCCUCAAGCUUGUUUACCAUAAGUUUUUCCCUCUUUGUUUUUCUGUUGAAAAAUGCUCAUCAAGAUCCAUAAAAAAACUUUUCCGUUUUAAAAGCAAGUUUGUCUUGAAUUCCUAAGUGGUUCAGUGGGUCUAAACAGGCAUCCUUAAUUCUCCUGUCAGGGCGCUUUUGUAAUAGCGUGUUCAUUUUAUCUUAUUUUGCACUGUUGUAGAGUUCAUUCAAGUAUUACGUUGACUACAUGUACAUAAUGUUUGUUGUUAUGUUGUCCGAAACAUAAAUGUCAUAUCUUUGCUGUGCAAAAGAAAAAAACACUGUUAUGUAUUAAGAUGUAAAGUAAGAUGUUUUAAGUAUAAAUCUGUUAUUUUUUAAAGAAUAAAAAUGUGGUUUGUUAUGUGAACCUCAUAGAAUUAUCAAUAAAAAAGAAAAAA